CUGUGAUUGAAGAAGAUGAGCUAACGACGAUCUCGGAGGUUCAUGCGGGAGCGCGUUUGAAUGGCGACGUCCAAUUUAAAAAUCACAAUAUGCAACUUGAGAUUGCUAGAAAACAAACAGACACAAAAUCUGAAAAUCUCACUGCAAGAGAAUGGAAUGUUGAUUGCUAUCAUUCUACCGUUGAUGUCCGGAGAUUUAAACAUUGUAUUAUUAACACUCCAUCUUCACCAUCUGGGGAUGCCUUCCUUUCAUUAGAUCAGCCGGGUAUCGAGAGUCCAAACGAAAUUCACCAAUACAAACAGAGACAAAAACCGAUCAAUCAAAUGGCAUACGAAGAAGAACGUAAAAAAUCUGCAUCAAAAAAUGAUUUUUUCAUUCUCUUUACGACUGCAGAAAAUUGCAAUGUCAAACUUCCGAAACACUCUGGAAUUGUAGAUGGAAAAGUUUUUAGGGACUAUUUUGGACCAUUUGCUGCCAGAGCAUACAAGUCCAUUAUGGCCAAGUCCACGAUCCCUAUCCGUGAUAAAGUCAAGAACAUCCAUACCACUUCUCAUGGGAAUCUUUGCAGAGUAAAUCAAAUUAACAAAGAACAAGCAAAAACGAUCAUAUUAAUAAAACCAUUUGAAAAAAUCGCGGUCGCAAAUGUAAAACCAAAACUACCAAUAGAUUUUUAUUUCAGAAAGGGCCUUCAUACGAGUCGACAAAAGAAUAAAGAGCUUGAGGCUAAGCUUGCAGUAGUGAAACAAAGUUCUGUGGCAGUGAAUAGACAACCACAGAAUGACUCACGUAGUGAGGAUACUAACACAUCCAAGGAAGUAAUACUAGAGAUAUUACCAGAGGUAUCUGCUGAUGAUGAUUCCGUAGUAGACCAGCUCAAGCAACAUGCGCCUGUUUGUAAAGCAAAUGAUGUGGUAUCAGAAGUGUUACCAGAGGUCAACUCCAAGUCACCGGAGGAGAGAGAGAUGGAUAAAUUCUUGAAUGAGGCACAUAAAAAAAAUGUUAGUGAUAAAAUAAGGCAACCCAAUAAGGAGAAGAAGCUUCAACGUGAUUUGACUGCUCAGAAUCUGGCUACUGCCAGCUCGGGGAAUGACCAGAGUCAUAUGAUUUCAGAAAAUUCGGAAAGUCUUGAGGAAAUCAUGACAAAUUUGUCACGAUCAGACUAUGUAUAUACAAAUACCUCCGAAGUAUCAGGAUUGGAGCAGGAUGACUAUAUUAACGUGGUUGACACAAGUCAAAUCAUAGAACAAGGUUUAAUUCAAUAA
Molecule: messenger RNA, 1262 nt
Organism: Acaulospora morrowiae
Lineage: Eukaryota; Fungi; Glomeromycota; Glomeromycetes; Diversisporales; Acaulosporaceae
Source: the annotation of a GenBank genome assembly